This is a messenger RNA of Xenopus laevis (African clawed frog), 2797 nucleotides long. It is a transcript of the gene ccdc50.S, whose product is annotated as coiled-coil domain containing 50 S homeolog. Gene Ontology annotation, cellular component: cytoplasm. Gene Ontology annotation, molecular function: ubiquitin protein ligase binding. NCBI's taxonomy places the organism in Eukaryota, Metazoa, Chordata, Amphibia, Anura, Pipidae. The record is from RefSeq and is a predicted model, not a curated record. The transcript is spliced from 12 exons. The coding region runs from base 242 to 1666 and encodes 474 amino acids.
GAGCUCAUGCGAUUGUUUAGCAAGCCCAGCCCUUAAUGCUUUUUGUCCUACCUUUCUUACCAUACAAGCCCGGUGAGGCUUUCCUCACUCCUGGAAGCACAGUAAGAAAGCUUUGCUGCUGAGGGGGGCGAACCAGGCUAAUCUCAGGGAAACCGUGACUAGUUUAUAUGUAGCUAAAGCGCACAUCCCCCUCACCGGGGAAACUUCAGCCCGUCCAGCUGCAACUACUUACUUUACUGAAAUGUCUGGCAGAAAACACAUUCCAAACAUGAGUGAAACCGCCAUUGAUCAGUCUAAGCUACCGGGAGUCAAGGAAGUAUGCAGAGAUUUUGCAGUGCUGGAGGAUCAUUCUCUUGCCCACAACCUGCAGGAACAGGAGAUUGAGCAUCACUUGACAACAAAUAUACUGAGGAAUCGUUUGGUAAAGAAUGAUUUACACGUAGCCAAGCAACUCCAAGAACAAGAAGAUCUCAGAACACAAGCCAGGAUGAAAAAUCGUCACAAUGAGCUGGAAGUUUUAGACUCUGAAAUAGCUCAGGAAAUUCAAGAUAAAUUGGUAAUUGAAGCAGAACACAGGCGCCAGCAAGAGGAGAAAGAUGAGGACAUUGCUCGGCUAUUGCAAGAAAGAGAGGAAAGACGAAGAAAGAAGUAUUAUCCACCUUCCCAGGAGGAACCUUCUUACAAAGACAGAGAAGGCCACCGUAAAGGUAGGCAUAAGGAAAAUGUGUCUGAAUAUGAUAGACCUCAUAGACAAGAGAGGCCUGAAAAAAACAGAUUUGAAAGAAAUGACGCAGAGUUUGAAUCAACUUCAUCAAAAUGUGUUCGACAACGUGGCCGGUCAGUAGAAUCAAGGUCAUCUAACAAGGAGGAGGAGGAUAGCUAUAGAAGGCAUUAUGAUAGGCCCAAAUCUAGAAAAGAAAAACCACAAAGACCACCACCACCCAGGACAAGUAGACACGAAGAUGAUUUCAAUAUUGAAAGGACAAAUGGAGAACACCACAAUGAAUACUUGCAUAGAAAGGGGAGGUCUCACAGUCAGGACCCUCUCUCUACAAAGAAUUCUGAUUCUGAUAGAUGGCAGCGGGACAGUUCUGAUGCAAAAUCGCACAGAAGUUGCAAGGAAAGUGAUUUUGACAUUGAGCGACGCAGAAGGAGAACACCUUCUCCAUGCCAAGAAAGGAAUCCCAGGGAUUCAGGUUUUCGAUCAAAGGGGGCACGAGAUGCACCUAUAUCUAAACAUAUGUCGGGCUUAAGAAAUCAAGAGGAACACGAUGCACACCUAGCCCGGAGGCUUCAGGAAAAAGAGUUGAGGGUAAACAUUGUGGAUAAACGAGCAGCUCAGAUGGCUCAGGAUGAGGAAAUUGCCCGCUAUAUUAUGGACAAAGAAGAAAAAGCAUAUAAGAAGUCAAAAGGAGGUGGAAAAAUGUCAGAUGCAAAGCGACCAGAAGAAUUGGAGGCAUCUGAUCAUGUCAGGCAAAGGUCAAGAGAAGGACAUGACCAUCAUCACCGCUCCAGAAGUGAUAAACCAUACAGGCCCCUUCAUCCACCUCGAGAUACUGCUGAAGACGAUUACGAUGAUGACUAUACCAACAUAAACCAGCACAACUCACCGAGGUCUAGUUCUAAGUCACAGUCCUCUCUCAAAGGCGCAUACUACAGGCCAUGAGAAAUCAACUCAUGCAGGAAGUGAUGUCGAGAAUCAUGUAUCAAACUCUGAAAAGAACGUUGGUUGCAAAAUGAAAGAACCUUCAUUUUUAUCCUAUCGGCCUGCAAUAAGGAAAUCUCUUCUAAUUAGCAAGAAACAGUGCAGCGCUAUGUGUGCAUUUUUCCACAAACAUGAUCCCAAAUUUUACUUGUUGAAAAAUCUUUUAAGUGUUCUGUCAUUGUUUAAAUAACUUUACAGUUAUUCUAAGAGUCCAAGGACACCCUUAUUUUGAGCUCAUUGGAAGUAUACAGCAGAGGGCAACUGUAUUACAAAUAUAUUCUGGUUCACUUUAGACAAGUAUACCACAGUGUUCCAUCAAUAUGCUUCAUCCUGCUCGUUUCUUAAAAAAAAGUUCCCUUUUCAGAUGUAAAGCACAAAGAAUACCGUUUUUAGUAGUCAUGGUCUCUUUGGGUGAAACUGUGAUGUUUUAUAUCUACUGCCUAAAUUUUUUAAAUGCACCUUGCUGUAAUAUAAUGAUAGGGGGAUAUUUCUAUAUUUAUGCAUGUACCUCAUAACAUGUUUCCUCACAAGCUUAAAAAUGUAAGUGCCAAAAAAUGCUUGCUAAUUGGUUUUGAAGACUUCCUAGUGCACAAAACUUGGAUGCUUGAGACUGCAAGUCCAGUCAAGGGAUUCCAUUCAUAUCUCCUCAGGAACUGACUGUGCAUACCAUUGGGUGAAAGCUGAGUAGUGAUUAUCAUUUCUCAGUAACCUAAGUGUUACCGGUGAACUGCGCAAUCUUCCUACAGGUGGUUGAAAUUUGUGCUAUUUUCUGUUUAUUUUAUAUUCUCAUAAUUGUGUGUAUUAUAGUACAAUUUUUUUAAUGAAUGAAUUUGCCAUUUUUUAGAUUUUAAUUCAUAUUUAUUAUAAUAGUUAAAUUUAAUCCAGCCAGUUUUGGUAAAACUUUUUAAUAAACAUGACUUUUAAUUAUUUUCAUUGACUACUUCCGCUUAGAUGCUGCAAUAUUCCUCCCUUUAAAAUAACAAGGUUGUGCUUUUUUUUUUUUUUUUUUAUACAUUUUUCAUAUUUUUCUAGUACUUUUUUUAUGGUUGUAGUUACACUCUAAUCUGUAUGCCAAAUAAAGUCAUUCCAAAG